Molecule: messenger RNA, 1035 nt
Organism: Morone saxatilis (striped sea-bass)
Lineage: Eukaryota; Metazoa; Chordata; Actinopteri; Moronidae
Product: mesenteric estrogen-dependent adipogenesis protein-like
Source: RefSeq, a predicted model, not a curated record
UCGGGCGUUAUUAAAGCCGCACACAGAGCAGCCGCUCAGUGUUAACAGCCGCACCUCCGCAGCAGCAUGGUGACAGUGACGCCCGUAGAAGAGUUCCUGGACAAACCUCCGGCCGUCUUCUCCGUGAAGGUCCAAGGGUCUGGAUACCAGGUCCACAGCGAUCCGGAGGGGAGCCUGGUGCUCAUCGAUGACUCGGACUCCUGCAGAGGGAAAAUAGUUUUCCAGAACUCGCUGGGAAGGAAAAUUAAAACGCACAAUCUCUGGGAGUACACCAGCACUAGGAAGAGUCUGCUGUCCAAGAGGAUCUAUCUGCUCGUGUCUGCCUGCGAAGAAACCUCAGUGACCAGCAAAAAGGCAGCCAAUGAACCCAGAGUGCUGCAGCGGUACGUGGUGUCCAUCGAUGGCAACAAUCCUUUCAUCAAGUGGCAGAUGGAGAGAGGCCUGGACUGGACCAUCUCCUCUGUCGCUGGGGAGAGCUACGUGGUGGAUAUUGACUUGACUGAACUAAUGGAGAGCUGGGCAGCAAAAAACCUCACAACAGACAAACUAAUACAGGUCAAACAUGUGUGGAGAGAUGCCACCUUCACUCUUAAAUACUAUUCUGAUGCCUGCUUUGACCUCCCAUUCUGGUUCGGCUUCAGCAAAAGAACAUUCAAGUUGAGACAUGAGCCAGCGGUGGAUGAAGAGCAAGUUUAUCCGUUCAGUUUUUGAAAAGUUUCUUGAUCAGUAGACGAAUGGUGUUACGCCAACCUGCCAGGUGAAGGAACAGCCUACCUCUUAGGACUGCAAGGACUACCUUUUAUAAUUGCUGUUUGGGUCCAGAUAUUUCUACUGUUCAGUGGGUGGAAACCACUAACAAGGACUUAUGUGGAAAUUCUGAAUGCCAUGAAGAUUGUUUAGGCAGAUUCUGUGUCGAAAUGGAUUUUUUAAAACCCUUUUUAUAUGAUUUACAAUUAUUGUAUGAUUGGUUGAAUCUGUUCUACUGCAGAAUCAAAGAUUUGUAGACGUUUGUACUUAAAGGUCCAGUGUGUGACA